AUGAACGCACAAAAGAAAAAAGACGCUGCACAGAAGGCAGUUGUGAAAUUUGGAAGAACUAACACGCACAACCUCACAAUGGGGAUUGUUGGUCUUCCAAACGUAGGGAAGUCUUCACUCUUCAACUCCAUGACUGGGCUGCAAGUGCCCGCUUCAAACUAUGCAUUUUGUACCAUUGACCCAUCAGAGGCGAAAGUGUGCAUAAAAGACAAAAGAUUUGAUGACCUUUGCAAAAUAUAUAAGCCAAAGAAAACAACUCCUGCAUACCUAACGGUGUUUGACAUUGCUGGCCUGGUGAAAGGGGCUUCUGAAGGGCUUGGGAUGGGAAACAGUUUCUUAGAAAAUAUUCGACAGGUGGAUGGAAUAUUCCAUGUGGUAAGGUGUUUUAAUGAUGAUUCUAUUGCACACGUUGAUGACUCAGUUGACCCAGUGCGUGACUGCAUGGUUAUUCGAGAGGAGCUUCGUCAAAAGGACUUAACAGACGCAAAGAAAAGGCUGGAAAUCGCAAAGAAGGAGCUAAGAUCAAAGCCAUCAGAUAAGUACUUUAAAAUCUAUAUAGAAGCACUAGAAAAGCUAGUUGCUGGUUUAGAGGCAGCAAAGGAUGCCAGAUUCAUUGACUUUACCUCUGAUGAAAUAAAAUCUCUUAGACCGCUAAAUCUAAUAACUGCUAAAAACGUAGUUUAUCUUGCCAACAUCAGUGUGGACAAGUACAGACAGAAUAAGCCCACUUCUCUCGCAGUUAAGCUUAAAAAGCACUUAAUGGAAACAGAUCCAGAUGCGCCCUGCAUAUUAGUAUGUGCUGGUAUUUCAGUAGAUGAGUCAACCGAAUAUUUAGACAAAGCUAUCUCCUCUGGGUACAAAACACUUGAGCUGAUUACAUUCUUCACGUGCGGUCCCGAAGAAGUAAGAUGCUGGACUAUUAGAGAUGGAACUCUGGCCCCUGAUGCAGGAGCAGUCAUCCACACCGACUUUAGAACAGGAUUUGUUGCUGUGGAUGUAAUGAGUUAUGAUGAUUUAAUAGAAUACGGCAGUGAGCAGGAGCUAAAAUCUAAAGGGCUGUGCCGAAUGAAAGGAAGAGACUACCCUGUGGCAAAUGGUGAUAUUCUCCACUUCCGGGCAGGCAGAGUUAAUAAAAAAUAAGUAUACCGGCU
Messenger RNA from Nematocida parisii ERTm1, 1151 nucleotides. RefSeq names its product GTP-binding protein YchF. The coding region runs from base 1 to 1140 and encodes 379 amino acids. The transcript has a single exon. Gene Ontology annotation, molecular function: ATP binding; GTP binding; ATP hydrolysis activity. NCBI's taxonomy places the organism in Eukaryota, Fungi, Microsporidia. The record is from RefSeq and is a predicted model, not a curated record. Gene Ontology annotation, cellular component: cytoplasm.